UACCCGCACCUCUACCGGCAUCUCUACUCGUACCUACCCAUCUCUCCCUCGCUGCGCACAAGCUUCGCACUCGUGCCGUUUGUGGCUCCAUUCGGUUCGUUCUCCCCAAGUCCCUGUUCUGCGCACAAUUACGCCUUCAAAUUCAUUUCCUUCUUAAUCACACCUUCUCCCCAAUCACGUUUCCUCCAAUCUAAAUCCCAUGAACACCUCCAUUAUCAUCUCCGAACUCUCCCGACAGGACUUUAUAAAAACCAACCAUCCCAUGUCCCUCGUGGAUCAAAUCAAAUUGGAGAUCUUAAACAUAGAUUACCAGGGAGAUGAAGACUACUAUUUGAACAAAAUAUCCACCUGGUCCAACUUGCCGUUUUUAAGCCGAGUCAUCAUCAUUCUCAAGGAUGAAGAGUCGAGCAAACAGCUCUAUCACUAUAUCAACCUGGAGAUUCGUUCCAAAUAUCACCUCGACCCCGGAGUCAAAGUGACCCUCCAGGAGAACCUACUACAACGAUCCAAAAGUUUUGACGGUAGUACGGCCGAUGACGACUCGCUUUCGGUCAACAUGUUAAAGCGGUUCAAGGCAGCCCAUCUGUCGGAGACGGCCAAGUACCAGGAACCCAAACCCCAGAUUUUUGAUGUUUUCUCCAUGCAUAGGCUUGGGUUGCACCCACAGGAGGCCGAUGCCGAGGCUGUCACUGCUAGUGAUGGCAGCAGCAUGGCCCGGUCCCGGUCUAUGACCAGGACCCUUUUCAAGCCCCCAUUGUCGAUAGAGACGAAUCUCCAUUGUCAGAGCUCGAUGCCCUCACCUACCAUCACGUUGGACGAGACGAACUAAUGCUGUUGACAAUGUUCAUCAGUCGUUAAGUAUUAGUCGUUGCAGUAUUUAUUGCCGUAUUAGUCGUUAAAGUAUUUAUUGCCGUGUGUAGUCAUUACAGUAUAUGGUAUCCUAGAUU
This is a messenger RNA of Yamadazyma tenuis ATCC 10573, 947 nucleotides long. RefSeq lists its product as uncharacterized. The record is from RefSeq and is a predicted model, not a curated record. Lineage: Eukaryota; Fungi; Ascomycota; Pichiomycetes; Serinales; Debaryomycetaceae.